AUGAGCGAACAAAAAGCUGUGGUGAAAAAUGCGGACAUGGAUGAACGUUUGCAACAGGAAGCGGUAGACAUCGCUUGUGAGGCAAUCGGGAAAUACUCGAUGGAAAAAGAUAUCGCCGCGCAUAUAAAGAAAGCAUUCGAUAAGAAUCACUCGGGUCCGUGGCACUGUAUUGUGGGCAAAACAUACGGAAGCUACGUGACGCACGAAAAGAGACAUUUUAUCUACUUCUAUUUGGGAUCUUAUGCAAUUCUUCUGUUUAAAUCCGGUUAA
Echinostoma caproni is the source of this 270-nucleotide messenger RNA. The record is from the annotation of a GenBank genome assembly. NCBI's taxonomy places the organism in Eukaryota, Metazoa, Platyhelminthes, Trematoda, Plagiorchiida, Echinostomatidae.